This is a messenger RNA of Geodia barretti, 3358 nucleotides long. The record is from the annotation of a GenBank genome assembly. NCBI's taxonomy places the organism in Eukaryota, Metazoa, Porifera, Demospongiae, Tetractinellida, Geodiidae.
AGCAGAUGGCGGAAGGUAGGCCAUUACAGAGGGUGAAUGUGCUGUAUAAUGUUUUGCUUGCGCAGCCCCAGCGGUCGACGAGACGUUGAAAUCAGACGACGUGGCGGGAAUUUUGGACGAGCUUGUCGAGGCGCAGAAUCACUCCUACGUGUUGGGGCUCAAGCUACUGCCGUCACACAAGGUGGAGGCGAUUCACCGCCAAUACCAGGAUCCGGAAGAGCGCUUGCUGCACAUUCUUCUUGCCUUCACGAAGCAAAUACAGCCAAGACCGACGUGGAGUGUCAUUUUAGAGGCCUUGAAAGCGCCUGCGGUGAAUCUACCAAGUCUAGCUAGAAGAGUGGAAGCAGAUCAUUUCCCUGACCCUACGUCGACGCGUGAUGUGGUGCCUAAGACUACUACUGAAAAUUAUUUUGAGGCCACCGCGGUUGGUGAUGAUGAAGUCAAGUCAGAGCCAACCUCUCAACAGAACCUCCUCUGUUCAGUCUCAGAUAGUGGUCAUGGUGGUGUGAUUAAGAUUCCAUCAUCGAGUGAAGAAGUCAACAAGAUAAUCACGGAUUUGGAGAAAAUCUUUGACAAUCUCAAGAACACCAUCAGAAAAAGUCUCGAGGAUCGCGGGGUUCAAGUAAAGAGAGCUGCAGAUGUUCUGACAUCACUGUCUGCUGAUGAAGACGACAAUACCAGAAUGUUCGCUGAGAGCCAUGUCAGUGUUCUCUUCAAAGCUGCCGACAUCCCUGAGCUGUUUGGAACUAUGAACUUCCACUGGAACUACCUCAGUCCCCCUCCCCUUGACCACCUGGUGAAAAAGUUUGAUCUCGACGAAGUUAAACCUCAGAUGAAGGCCUACAAGUUUCAUCUACAGCAGUUCAGAAUGAAGACGCCAUUGAGUAUGUUCUGCCGGACACAGAAGAGAAAGAGAUUAAGACCAACAGGAGAAUUCCGAGAGAUGGUCGCUGACUUUGAGUGGCCAGAGAACGUGACACUGGAAGUUGUGGAGCAGUUUCGACAGGAGUACGCCUCUCACUACAACCUGCGAGAGUGCGCCAUGAUGAUUGCCCAAGUUCGCCCAGGCUCCUUCAUCAUCACCUGGUUCAUUCCUGAAUCAGUCGUUGAGAUGUUGAAGAAAGAAGUGCCCAGAGCAAUUCUGAAGAAAUAUUCAGCCACUAAGCUGGAGAUUGCUGGAGCUUGUGUCUAUCGUUCACGUAAACCUCAGGAGAAGGUGCCUGUCACUCCAUCCACCAUCAGUGGUCCAGCCAGUGCAGCAUCAGUCCCAGCCACUGGACCAGCUCUUCCAGGAGCUAGACCAUUUGCCCAGCAACCCAAGCUAGUGUCAGUGGAAGAUUAUCUGUUUGUCGAGCAGCCAUCUGAUGACUUCUUCUGUCCAGUGACAUUUGGUCUUCUGCUCCAUCCUUACCUCACAUCAUGUUGUGGUAAUCAUCUCUCAGAGGAAGCUGCUAGCAGGAUACAGCGGGAGGGAGGGGCAUGCCCGCUGUGUAAGAAGAAGGAUUGGAGCACAAUGUUUAACAAGCACUUCCAGCGCCAAGUCAACUCGCUGUGUAUGUUCUGUUGCCACGAGGACAGAGGGUGUGGCUGGCAGGGAGAGCUGGCUGCCUUUCACCCUCACGUGAAUUCUUGUCCAAUGAGAGAUUGUCCUCCCAUGACUGAGCUAGUUAAACUGCCAGUAUACAGAGAGACUGGAGCCAGUACUAUUUCGUUUGGAGCCAGCUCUCCUCGGUCCAUUGCUUCUGGAACUGACAUGAAAAGAAUGAUGGAUUUGAGAGUAGAUGAUUUGUACGAGGUUCAAGAAGCGAUCUGGGACACCAGGCCCAAGUGGAAGAACAUUGGCUUGGGACUCCUGAUUAGUCCGCCUGAUAUUGAAGUUAUCAAUGAAAACAACGGUAAUAUUGACGAUAAAUUUCACAGUAUGAUUCUCAAAUGGCUUGAAAAUGGCAAGAACUGUACGUGGGCCGCGUUGUGCAAAGCCUUAUCGGCUCGGUCUGUCGGACAUGCUAACCUGGCCGCAAGAAUAAUGACAUCACCAGCAACAUUACAACAUGAGCCAUUGAGCAAUCCCGAAGAAUCCAAAGUAGCAUUCUCCAAAGAGCUCAGUUUACAAAACGGUAUCUGGCUAAGAGGGUACCAGGAGGAACUGGCUGGUCCAGGUCUCCAGGGAGAGAAUUACAUAUUUGUAGCUCCAACCGGGACAGGGAAAACUCUAGUUGCAGGCUACAUCAUCAUGCACCACUUGAACAAGAUGCUGAAAGAAGGUAGAAGGAGAAAAGUUGCAUUUGUGACUCCAACACGACAACUAACAUUCCAACAGAAGACAAAGCUUCAAGAAUACAUCCCUGGCAUGAGAUUAGUUGAAAUUACAGGGGCAAGUUGUCGACCAAUGCAUCCACUAGUUCAGGGAGAUGAAGUUGAUGUGAUUGUGUGCACGGCUGGAAAGCUACGGAGAGAACUCAAAACAGAAGCCGUCGAAAUUACCGAUUUUUCCCUCAUUGUUGCUGACGAAUGCCAUCACGCUGGCCGCCCCUCCAAUUACAGUGACAUCAUGGAAUUUUACAUCAGGUCAAAGCUUGCAAAGCCAGCAUCUACCUUACCACCACACUUUGGUGGAACACCACUUCCUCAAAUUGUAGGCUUGACUGCUUCUCCUGGGGCAGGGAGAGGGAAAUCUAACAUUGUCACCGUCGUAGAACACCAACUCUCCCUAUGUGCAAGUAUGGAUGCCACAUCUGGUAUUGUUACCGUUCAGAGAAAUGCUGCUGAGCUUGAAAAAUAUCGAAAUGCUCCAAGGAAAUAUCUUGAAGUCGGCGAUGAGCGAAAUCCAAAUGAUCCGUUCAUUCUGUAUGUUAACUCCGCUAUGGAAACACUCGAGCAUUACAUAGGAAACAAUCCUUGCCUUGCACGGGGCUCAUCAGGAUAUGACACAUGGCUACAAAACGAGAAAGAAGCAGCAGAGAACAGGGAGGAAGAUGAAAGGAAAAGGAUUUCAGUUCUCGAUAGACUGAGUGUCUACUCCCAAUGCCUCAUGACCUACAGUGAUUUCCGACAUGAAGAUGCAGUGUCAGUGCUUGAAGAAGUCGAGGAAUUCAGAGAUCAGACCGGUUUUGAACAUUUCCUCUUUGGCGUUCACAUGGACUUGAUGGAAAAACUGUCUAGUUUACCCAAGAUCCCAAACCCAUUACUGGAGCACAUGGAAACCAUUCUCCGUGAUCAGUUUGCUAGGUGUCCUCAAUCAAAAGGAAUCUUCUUUGUUCAAUCAAUCAAACACACGAGAUACGUCACAAAUUGGAUCAAAAGCUCUCCCACUCUCUCCCCACCAUCAAAGCUACUCAUAUCACUGGCUACAACCGUG